Molecule: messenger RNA, 2992 nt
Organism: Oreochromis aureus
Lineage: Eukaryota; Metazoa; Chordata; Actinopteri; Cichliformes; Cichlidae
Gene: matk
Product: megakaryocyte-associated tyrosine kinase
Exons: 13
Coding region: 296-1672 (458 amino acids)
Biological process (GO): protein phosphorylation
Molecular function (GO): protein tyrosine kinase activity; protein binding; ATP binding
Source: RefSeq, a predicted model, not a curated record
UGAGCACGCGCCACUGCGAGCGCUCACAGGGCUCUGAGAUGUGAAUAAGGACGAGGAGCGACUGCUGACGGGCUGGAAACGAUGAAGAAAUUCGGCAGAAAAUAAGUUUGACGGAGAGUGCCCGCUGAGGAGACCUGAAGUCUGGCGGUUUCUCUCGGCUGUCCUGCGGAGAGAGCCUCUCAGCAUCUCCCCAAAGAGCCGCAGGACAGACGGCGCGUUUUAUCUUUCCUGGUUGUUCGGAGACCUUGUUUGCUCUCGGCCAGGUGUUCAAAGAAUUAUCCAGCCAGCCCUGCUGAUGGCAAAGAUGAGUUGGGCUGCUGGUACUCAGUGUGUAGCCAAGGGGGAUCACAAAAAACCCAAACCUGGAGAACUGCUGUACCGCAAAGGAGACAUCCUCACUAUUGUUGACACAACCACGAAGAAGGGAUUUUACAGAGCCAGACACAACACCACAGGAGAGGAAGGAAUCAUCAACGCCACCAAUGUGCGUGAAAGAGAGGCUCUGCGAGUCGACCCCAGCCUCAGCCUCAUGCCCUGGUUUCACGGAAAGAUCUCCGGUCCAGAAGCUGUGUCUAAGCUACAGCCAGCCGAGGAUGGCCUGUUCCUGGUGCGAGAGAGCAUCCGCCAUCCCGGCGACUACGUCCUGUGCGUGAGCGUCUCCGGAGAGGUCAUUCACUACAGGGUGAUUUAUCAGGACAACAAGCUGACCAUCGAUAAAACACAGUAUUUCUACAACCUCAUCGAUAUGAUAGAGUUCUAUUCAAAGAACAAAGGCUCGAUCGCUACGACUCUUCUGAAACCCAAACAGAAACAGGGAACCAAGUCAGCUGAGUUGGAGCUGUCUAAAAAUGGAUGGCUGUUGGACAUUGAGAAGCUCACUCUGGGAGAGAAUAUCGGCGAAGGGGAGUUUGGUGCUGUUUAUGAAGGGGUGUACAUGAGCCAGAGGGUGGCAGUGAAGACCAUUAAAUGUGAUGUCACAGCUCAGGCGUUCCUGCAGGAGACCACGGUCAUGACGAAGCUGCAGCAUAAAAAUCUGGUGCGGCUGUUGGGAGUCAUCCUUCACAAAGGGCUUCACAUUGUCACAGAGCUCAUGACAAAGGGAAACCUCGUUAACUUUCUCAGGACACGUGGGCGUUCAGUUGUCAACUCUGUUCAGCUGCUUCGCUUUUCUCUUGAUGUGUGUGAAGGGAUGGAGUACCUGGAGUCAAAGAAGCUGGUUCACAGAGAUCUGGCAGCUCGUAAUGUCCUAAUUUCUGAUGACAAUGUAGCCAAGGUGAGCGACUUCGGCCUAACCAAAGUGGAUUCCAAGGUGUCAGAUAAAGCCAAACUGCCGGUGAAAUGGACGGCACCUGAAGCGCUGAAGAAAGAGAAAUUCAGCACAAAGUCAGAUGUUUGGAGUUACGGCAUUCUUCUGUGGGAGAUCUUCUCAUACGGUCGUCAGCCUUACCCCAAGAUGUCUCUGCAGGAGGUGAAAGACAAAGUGGAACAAGGCUAUCGCAUGGAAGCUCCAGAAGACUGUCCUCCAAGUGUUUACUCCCUGAUGAGGGUUUGCUGGGAGCAGGAACCUCGGAAAAGACCCGGAUUUCACAAGCUGAGGGAGAAACUUGACCGAGAGAUGGAAAAACUCAGCCCGGGCUCUGGGUCAAAGUAUCAAGAUCAGACCGGAUCUUGAUCCUGAAUUAUUGCCCUGCAGUCUAGGAUACAAAUACAAGCUGUUGGACCGUUGAGUUUUCCAGAGGGAAAAGACAGUGAACUCUGAUCAUGACUGUAUGUGACGCAAGAUGGUUGGAGCCAUGACUACACCAAACUUCACCUUUUGGGUCUCGAUGGCCUACCUAACCUGAUAAACUACUGGAUAAACCGUGACAUGCUUGACUUUUGUCACGACAGCUGUUGGAUGGAUUGCAAUAAUAUUUAGUGCAGAUAUUUAUGUUCCUCUCAGGAUGGAUUGUAAUAAUUUUGGUAAACCCUUAAAGCAACACUAUGUACAUUUUGCAGAGCAGUAACAACAGAGUGGUGUUUACAGGAUUCAGCCUGUCUGAGUUUCUCCUUCACCUGUCUGUCUCAGUUUCUCGGGGGUUUUGAAAGAAUAUGUGUACUCCGAGUCCAGAUUAAGCAGCUUUCACUGUCCACAGCGAAAGAGGACAGGAGCUUUCAGGUCACAUGUGUAAGAGGACACAAACAGAUAACAAAAAAUCUGUGCAGGGACGAGACUGUGACUCUGACGUAGCUGUAAGGAGCUCGAUCCAUUUGGUUGCUUUUCAUUAUACAGGCACUGAUUCAUGGUGCAGUUUCCCCAAAUUUGUCAUUUUUUCUGAAAUUAGGGUCAAAUUUUCAGUAUUUGAAAUGCACGAGUAUUUACUUCCAGUGGAAAAAGGUGUUUAAGAUUUUUUUUAAUGGGUGCCUUUACAGAUUUUUAAGAAAUUAUACAAAUUAUACUUUAUUAGGGACCCAAUAAUAUCUUUGGGGGUAGUAGAGGAAAGGACAAAUGCUGUUAUAGUCAAUUAUUGUUACGGGCUAAGAUAGCUUUCAAAAGCAGCUUUGGCCUGCUCUCUUAUUUAUAAUCCUAUAAUCUUAUAAUAUAAUCUUAUCGAUCUUAUCUUUUAAGAUAGCUCCUGAAACACCACUUAAUCAGUCAGAGUAAUUUUUUUCUUUCAUUUUUGUUGAUUUUUGUCUUUUAGGCCUUCACGCGUUAAUUUCAGGUCUGAAACAUCUCCGUCCCUUCUAACUGGGAGUGCAUGCCAAACCUGUAAACACAACUCAAGCAUAUUAAAGAGAACGGCCUGAAAUAAUGUGCGAUUACAGAGUAACAACGGGAAACCUUCACAACAUGAGGAACUCAUAACAUUUCUUUUCAAAGGGUCUCAAGAAUUUAAAUCAGUAAAUGGAAAUUAAAUUCAGAAAAAUCAUAUUUUUUAAAGGUAUGGAACAACUGCAUGUGUUUCUUUCACGUUCUAUUUAUUAAAGUGCACAUAUGACCUGUUUUUCACCA